GCACAAUUCAUUCAUGUAUCGAAGGUUUUUGAAGGAUUUUGUUUCUUUCGCCUUUUCGGCUUCCCAACUGUCCCACGCAGCCCGAGACGCCACCCAGGAAGACCCAAUACUAUCCAGGAAGAGCCCAAGAUGCUCCUCCGUAGCCUGCUGGACGCCGCCAGCAGCCCGUCUCUUGACAGGGGCGCGCGCUUCGGAGUGGAGAGCGGGUCUGCAGGAAUGCACACGGAGCUCUUGUUGGCAGCAAGCAGCCGCCGGCCACCAGUGGAUGGCAUUGGAUGUUGCGUCGCCUGGCACUCCUUUUGGUAUCGGUCUUGGGCAACGACUUUGACAGAAGAGUAUAUGUCUUCACCUAUCAGCCGGCGUAGGCUGUGGAAGUACUACGGCAUCGGUGUGACGUGGUGUCUGAUCGGGGACAUCGUCUUCGCUCUGACCAGCUCAGUCUCAGAUUAUUGGUUCUGGUGUGAUUUUGCUGCUUAUUAUGUGAGCGAAUAUGCUCUGGCAAUUUUGUUCGUGCGCCUUCCCGUGACGACGUUGAAGUCAGAUGCGUUAGUUGUCAUUUAUUUGUUUCUUGUGUUUUGGGCGAGUGUGGCACUUUGGCAACAAAGCAAUGAUGCAAAGUCUGUUGUUGUAAGUUACUCGUGGCCCUCAGCCUUGACGUGCAAAGUAGUUAUGUGCCAUGCUGCCGGCUUGCAUUCUCUGUUGAUCACAUUUUACGCUGCUUGCUCCGGAUUGCUUGUUUGUGUCCUGAUCUCUGUGAGCUGUGCGCCUCAGAUUUGCUGCCCAGUACUUCUGAUCACAGUCGUGAUGACUCUGUUCGAGUGGCUCUUGGCAUCGUAUUUCCACGAGAUGUCGGAGCAGCUACGCGCCAUGCAGACUCUGCUCGACAAAGCGACUGAUGGCUACUGCACGGUGAGGAGGCAGAUGGGAACCAUCUCACACGUCAGCGAUAGUCUCCAGCUACUCCUUGGCGGAGAUCCGCGGGGUACGCAGAUACUGGACGCCGUCGUCUCGGAAGACCGCUGGAAGGUUGCGCGCCUGUACGAUGUCAGCCAGUGGGACGUGGCAGAGCCGGUGCUGGCCACCUUCACCCAAACUCUUGGCGAGGGGCGGCAGCCGCUGGAAUUCGACGCGCGCCUGGUGCCCUAUCGGGCCACUGGGGCGGACAUACACAUCAGCUUCCAGAGAGUCGGCGAGGUAAGGAUGGCCAAGAGGGGCCUCGCCGAGGAUGUCGCGGGGGGCGCGGGCCCCAGUGGGCCUGGCCCCUCUGGUGCUGGGCUGGUCGGCUGCGGGCUUUCGAGCAUGGAGAGCCGAGACGUAGAUCGCCUGCUCUUUCCCUCGCCAGCCUCUUUCCAAGAACAUGCGCGUGCACAGCAGGCGGCGCUGGACGAGGGCGGGCGCGCGCCGAUGCAGAACGACGCGGCCGGCAGUGGCGGAUGCCAGAGUUCGGCAGAGACGGUGGAUGAGUUGCACAUUUCGUUCGAUGCUGGUCACCCGAGUUUGCUCAUCCGUGAAGGUGACUGCAGCCGUCACUUGUUGCCUCGUCAGGGGCAGCUGGUACGUUGGUUCCCACGUUUUGCGCGAGACCGGAUCGAGAAGUGGAUCAUUGACGCAGUGAACAGCAGUGUCGAGCCUGGGAUUUGUUCAACGUAUCUUGAGCAUGUUGAACUUGUCAUCCCCCCAACACCAGCGAUCAAAGUCGUAGCAAAGCGAGCUUUCAUCAUAACCGAGGAUCCUGAGGAGGACGACAAUGGUGCCAUUUUGUUACCAGCCUCGCUGUGCUUGAAGGAUGCGGUGAUGUCGCGGAGGCAUUGUUACACAACCCGUGCCCGAGCUCAUUACAGUCAGGAUCUAUCCACAAUCGUUGAGGAUCGGCAUCCCGAAUGCGAUGCCUCAUCGAUGAACAGCAGUGAGGGUAUAGACCCAUCUGACAGCGCGUCGGUUGUCAUGGCGAACCUCCGUUAG
Molecule: messenger RNA, 1962 nt
Organism: Prorocentrum cordatum
Lineage: Eukaryota; Dinophyceae; Prorocentrales; Prorocentraceae
Source: the annotation of a GenBank genome assembly